AUGGCACCCCGUAAACGAAAGGCGCCGGCAACGCCCAAACGACCCGAGCCAGUUUCCAGCAGCCGAAGACGAUCGACGCGCAUUGGGUCGUCCGCCGAGAAGAGCAAGUAUUUUGAAAGCGAUUCCGGCUCCGGCUCCGACUCGGACGACGGGCACGCUGUGAAGCGUGUCAAGACCGGCCAUGACGUAAAGUACAGUGGCCGCCGUGGCCCAAAGGUAGAAUCGGACGCCAGCGAGGACGAGUACGAAGCGCCCGAUGAUGACGAUGACGAAGAGGAGGAGGAGGAGGAGGUUGACGCCGAUGAUGCCUCAGGCGAUGGCAGCGAAGAGGAACAAGUCAGGUCAAAGCCGCACAAACCCAGUAAAAAGAAGGAAGCCAAGCCUCCUGUGAAAACGGCGCGGGAUAGAAAAAAUGACGAUUCCGGCAAGGAGGACGAUGAUGACGACGACGAUGAUGAUGAAGAUAAUCUGGUCACUUUUAUUCCACACGUGAAGCUACGGGAGCUUGAUGGUGUCGAAUAUGCCGAUGAGAAGCUGCACAAAAACACGUUGCUAUUUCUCAAAGACCUCAAGGCCAACAACGUUCGCUCCUGGCUCAAGUCCAACGACGCAGAAUACCGUCGGUCCCUCACAGACUGGAACUCGUUCAUCGAGACUCUCACGCCCAGAAUCGUCGACGUCGACGACACGAUACCAGAGCUCCCGGCAAAGGACAUUGUAUUCCGCAUAUACAGGGACAUUCGCUUCUCCAAGGACCCCACGCCCUACAAGCCCCACUACUCGGCCGUCUGGUCGCGCGCCGGGCGCAAGGGCCCAUAUGCAUGCUACUAUCUGCACUGCGAGCCCGGCGGCAGGUCGUUUGCGGGCGGUGGACUGUGGCAUCCAGAGGCCGAGUCGCUGCGUCGGCUGCGGGCCAGCAUUGACGAACGGCCCAGGCGGUGGAGGAAGGCACUGGUCGAGGACGACCGGCUGCGGCGCACGUUCCUGCCCAAGGCGAAGAAGGGCGACGAAAAGUCCAUCUUUAAGGCUUUUGCGGCUGCGAAUGCCAAUGACGCGCUCAAGAAGAAGCCCAGGGACUAUCCUCAGGAUCACCGUUAUAUAGAGCUGCUCAAGCUGAGGAGCUUUACCAUCAGCAAGAAGAUUGCCGACGACGUGUUCACGUCCGAUGACGGCGUUGAUCAGCUCAUCGGGAUCUUUGGUGAUAUGGUUGGAUAUGUUACCCACCUCAACUCCAUUGUGAUGCCAGAAGACGGAGACGAUGAUGACGACGACGACGACGAUGAAGAUGACGAUAAUGCCAAUGGGGAAGCUACAGAUGCUACAGAGUAG
Pyricularia pennisetigena is the source of this 1329-nucleotide messenger RNA. RefSeq lists its product as uncharacterized. The record is from RefSeq and is a predicted model, not a curated record. The coding region runs from base 1 to 1329 and encodes 442 amino acids. The transcript has 2 exons. Lineage: Eukaryota; Fungi; Ascomycota; Sordariomycetes; Magnaporthales; Pyriculariaceae.